AUGGCCUACUUUCCUCCACAAAUUCGAAGAAAUUUUGAGAAUCGACCUUUUGUCCCAAAUUCCUCAUACCAGAAUGUUGCUGCCACACCUACUUUCUUGGGAGGCCAAGGUAAUCUUUUCUGGGUUCAUUUGCCUCCUCGUACAAUACAAAUUGAGUACUACCUGGGAUCCAUAUCCAGUCCAGAUGAAGACACUGUCAUAUGGGAUGAAUCUGACUAUGUCGCACACUUGAGGUCGACCCAAGCCAAUUCUUCUCAACACAGGACCCAAACUGCUUUGACGGAAGAAACCAUUAUGCAACAUCUGAAGAAGAGAAAUUUCGUUGAAGUGAAAGACAAUGAAGAAGGUCCCGAAAUUUGUGUUGUGUGCCAAGGCGAAUACGAAGAAAAUGAAAGUGUUGGAAUCCUUCGUUGUGGUCAUGAGUACCAUGUGGAUUGCAUAACAAAGUGGUUAUUACAAAAAAAUGUUUGCCCCAUCUGCAAAGCCGAAGCAUUGCAGACAAACCGCAGGAAUGAUAGAAGACGGUGA
Fraxinus pennsylvanica is the source of this 528-nucleotide messenger RNA. Lineage: Eukaryota; Viridiplantae; Streptophyta; Magnoliopsida; Lamiales; Oleaceae. The record is from the annotation of a GenBank genome assembly.